AUGAUCAAAGACUUGUUGCCAGACCGAACGCGUUUAUGGCGUUGGCUGUCACUUCAGACGAAAACCUAUCAGUAUCUUCACCACAGCUCUCGAACGGCGGAAGGCAUUGAACUGGGACCUGUACACCAUGCCAGCACUAGCGAGAUCACCAGCUGUACUCAGGACCGCGAACAUUUCGUGUGGUCAAACCCCUCCCUUUCGUCUCUCAAGCUCUCUACACACCAUGACAGCAAGAGAAGAUGGGUACGGGGAGUACUGAUAUGUACAUACGCUGCAUUUGGUGUUCUAUUAGUAAAUAUCAUACUGACCAUUGUGGCGGCGGCCGUGUCGGUCGCGGGUCAUGGCCAGCGGACGAUGAGCUCGGCCACCAUCUACAAGGGCAGUUGCGACCGAACAAAGGCGUGGACGACGGGUCUGCAUCUGCUGAUUAACGUCCUCAGCACAAUCGUUCUCGGGGCCAGUAGUUACUGUAUGCAGUGCUUAACUGCGCCUUCGCGUGCCGAUGUUGACCGCGCCCAUGGGAAGCGUGUGUGGCUGGACAUCGGGGUCGCCAGCGUGCGGAAUCUGGCAUGGGCGGAUUGGCCUCGACUCACCUUGUGGCUGGUACUUCUUGUAACCUCUUUACCCAUUCACUUGAUAUACAACUCCGCCGUGUUUUUCGCCUUGGGCACAAGGCAGUACGACGUCCUGCUGGCCUCGGCUGAUUUUGAUUUCAAUCGCCCGCCGGCGAAUUAUACCUCCUCGUACGAGGAGUGUUUUGAGCCAAACACUGCGAUGAAUAUGUCCACUUUCUAUGCGAAUCUUCCGACCUUCGAAAAUUUGACCAAAGAGGAAUGUGUCCGCACGUACGCAAUGGAUUUCCCGACAGACCUGGGCACCCUGAUCUUGGUGACCAGUAACCACACCACUUCCAACGAACAUCUGCAAUGGGUUGAAUUAGGAACCUCAGUCACGGACGGUUGGGAUGCUAGACAGCCCAGCUAUGACUGGCUCUGCGAUCAGUUUGGGCUUUCCUCCUCCUGCACCCCGUCGAAGCUCCCUCUUAACCAAUGGGUCGCCUCGCCCCUCGUGUCCUGGGGUGGUCCAGUGGUCAAAGCCACCAUCGAGGUUCCCAGUGGUUUGAUUACAGUCGACGGGACGGACGACUCAGGUCCUGGGAGACACCGAUGA
Molecule: messenger RNA, 1170 nt
Organism: Aspergillus luchuensis
Lineage: Eukaryota; Fungi; Ascomycota; Eurotiomycetes; Eurotiales; Aspergillaceae
Exons: 2
Coding region: 1-1170 (389 amino acids)
Source: RefSeq, a predicted model, not a curated record